GAAGUGAAGCAGCACGUUUUAUUUUGUCCCCACAUGACCACAGCUGCUGUCGUCAAUACUGGACUUACAACUUAAAUGCCGCAGGACGAGCCACCAUGGCAGCACGCAGGCUGAGCUUCAGUAACAUCACUGCCCUGGCUCCGAUGGUGCGGGUGGGAACUCUUCCCAUGAGGCUUCUGGCUCUGGACUACGGAGCUGAUGUCGUUUACUGUGAGGAGUUGAUCGACAUCAAGAUGGCCCAGUGUCACAGGGUGGAGAAUGAGGUGCUGGAGACGGUGGAUUUUGUCGCUCCAGAUGAUCGAGUGAUGUUCAGGACCUGCGAGAGGGAGAAGGACAGAGUCGUCUUCCAGAUGGGGACCGCUGACCCCGACAGAGCGCUGACGGUGGCCCAGCUCGUGGAGAAGGAUGUGGCCGCUAUCGACGUGAAUAUGGGCUGUCCGAAAGAAUACUCCACUAAGGGCGGGAUGGGAGCAGCUCUCCUUUCAGAUCCCGACAAGAUCGAGGCGAUCCUCAAGACGCUGGUCUCAGGAGUUUCUGUUCCCGUCACGUGUAAAAUCCGAAUCCUGCCUUCGUUGCAGGAGACGGUCGGUCUGGUCCGGAGGAUCGAGAGGACCGGCGUGGCCGCUGUCGCUGUUCACGGCAGGUUGAAGGAGGAGCGGCCCAGGCAUCCCGUCCACUGCGACUACAUUCAGGCCGUCGCUCAGGCUGUUUCCAUCCCCGUCAUUGCCAACGGAGGUUCUCUGGAUCUAGUGAAGACUAAUGCAGACAUUGAGGGGUUCAGGAAGGCGACGGGCGCCUCAUCCGUCAUGUUGGCCCGCGCCGCCAUGUGGAAUGCGUCGGUGUUCAGCCGGCAGGGGCCGCUUCCUGUGGAGAGGGUCAUGGAGGAUUACCUCAAAUAUGCCAUCCGGUACGACAACCACGCCUUCAACACAAAGUACUGUCUGUGUCAGAUGCUGAGAGACAAGGUGGAGUCUCCUCUGGGGAAACAGGUGCAGGCGGCUCAGACCAACGCUGACAUCAGCGACGCCUAUGGGCUGCAGCAGUUCUACCGGCAGACCCAGGAACGGCUGCAGGCCAGGAGGGAGGCCCUGCAGAGCGGCAGCCAGCCGGACCGACCCGUAAUGGACGGAGAUGUCACCAUCAUGGCUGUCAAGUUUGAGCGGAGGGAGUAUCCUCCUCAGAUCACCCCGAAGAUGUUCCUGCUGGAGUGGAGCCGCCAGCAGAAAGUGGAGCAGCCGCUGUACGAGACGGUGCAGCGCUCUCAGGACCGAGCCUUUCAGUCCAUCGUGACUGUAGCAGAGAAGAAAUACAGAUCUUCACUGUGGGAAAAGUCGAAGAAAUUUGCCGAACAGGCGGCCGCUAUCGUCUGUCUGCGAGUUCUGGGAAUACCGGAGGGUCGUAUCGGAGAGGAAGACUCCGGCCUGGUCUGCAAGAGGAAGAGGGAGGGGAAGGUGAACGGCACCACAGAGGAAGAGGGGAGAAAGAAGCGAACAGGAAACGGACAGCUCGGGGACGGCGGCGGCGGUCGGUGACGGUCGCCCGGCGGACUCGCCUCCAGAGCAGCUGCAGACUGUUUGAACGGCCUCUGACGGUGAACCAGGAGAACAGAUGGAUUAUUAAUUAUUGUUUCCUGUCGUACAGUCAGAUUAUAGAAAGGCACGAACUCUAAUUAUUUACUCUUACAGUUAAGAGAAGCAGAGGCUUCACUUGUUUUUUAAAGGUUUUCAACUCUUUUUUCCUUUUUUAAACUUUCAUCACUGCACUCAAAUCUGUUUCCAUGUGAUCAAAGUUGGAUCUUCCCAGAACAAAUACAGUCUUCCACUGGGUCAGGGGGGAGAGGGUCUUUGUUGUUCACCCCUCCUGGUUUUUAUUUGAAUAUGAUCAGUGUUUUAACGCGAUGUGACGUGCAGCCAGUAGGAGGCAGUGCUGGACUUUCAGAUUCAGCUUUGAUCACUUCGGACAUUUUAGUUAAUUUUACAUUAUUUUGAACAGAAGAUUUUUGUUAACGACCCUUAAAUGCAUCGUUCGCCUUGUGGCUGCAUCCUUCAGUCUCUGCCAAUGUGAAACGAGUUUAACUUCUGUCGACACUUUUGUCCAACUCUGGUUCUUCUUCGUAAAGUCUUCACCUGAGACAGGGUUGGAGUGUUUUUAUCUCUUCUGUUAUGUUCUACGGAGUCUCAAUAAAAACUCUUCAA
Molecule: messenger RNA, 2195 nt
Organism: Chelmon rostratus (copperband butterflyfish)
Lineage: Eukaryota; Metazoa; Chordata; Actinopteri; Chaetodontiformes; Chaetodontidae
Gene: dus2
Product: dihydrouridine synthase 2
Exons: 16
Coding region: 96-1532 (478 amino acids)
Biological process (GO): tRNA dihydrouridine synthesis
Cellular component (GO): cytoplasm
Molecular function (GO): tRNA binding; flavin adenine dinucleotide binding; tRNA dihydrouridine synthase activity
Source: RefSeq, a predicted model, not a curated record